UAUCGAUAUUAUUUUCCAGAAAUACAAAAUCGUAUCUGACAAUAACCCAAACGCGAGAGUUAUAAUAAUUUAAUUUGAAAAAUUCAAAAAUUGAAAAAUGACUCCGACUCCAAAGCCAGCAUCCAAAGUUGCACCGUCAACAACUUGCGAGGACGUAUCGUUGGUCAUCCUGAAGCGCACGAAGUCAUUGAAACUUACUCGCGAUAAGAAGCAGGGCUUUCUUCGCCAUCUACGCAAGUCGAUGAAACCGAAAAAUGCCCUGAUCGUUCUCAACGAGCUCAAGGAUAAGGGCAUUAAAAUAAGUGAUUUUACCAUCAAUAGCAAUCCUGAUGGCAGCUACACUGCCAUAGUCACGGUCAACUCGAACCAGUACCAGAAAACGGCGGUCUCCAAGAUGGCGGCCAAGAAAUUGGCCUGUGAGUCUGCAUUGCGUGAUUAUGCCAUUGCAAAAAUGAAGGCAAGACCACGUAAACCGAAGACAAAGGAUGAGGAAAACCAACCAUCGACCAACCAUGUCGCAGAAUCCAUGGACAUCGAUGGAAGCGACACUGACAACGAUGACGAUGCAAAAAUAAAGGCAAGACCACGAAAACCGAAGACCAAUGGUGGAGAAAAUCAACCAUCGACCAACCAUGUCGAAGAAACCACUGAAAACGAAGACGAUACCCUAGAGCUCAAUUUGGCACCGUAUGCAAUGUAUAAAUUAUUGAAAAAGUGGAAGCGCAAAGGUUACUUUAAGCCCGAAAAGUAUUCAUUGGCAAAAGCACAGCCGCAGCAGGAAGACGCAGGAAGAGGCCGUGCCGAAUUGCCACCAAACUGGCAGACCAUGCACCCGGCCUCAUUGCUCCACAUUAUGCGCCCUGGAAUUAAGUAUAUGUAUUAUGACAAGGACGUCGAGCUCCAACGUUCCGGUGUGAUCGUUGACAACCAGAAGAUUACGGCCUAUGGGUGCUCAAAGAAAGUAGCACGUCGCAAUGUGGCCGUGAAUGCUUGCAACAUAUUGUUCGGAACCAAUUUCACACCUGGAGAGUAAAACCCAAAAAAUGAUCAACAAAAGCAAAAAUAUUUAAAAAAUAUUUCUGUGGAUGAAGAAUAAAUAUUUUGCUUAAA
Molecule: messenger RNA, 1110 nt
Organism: Drosophila pseudoobscura
Lineage: Eukaryota; Metazoa; Arthropoda; Insecta; Diptera; Drosophilidae
Exons: 2
Coding region: 98-1033 (311 amino acids)
Biological process (GO): siRNA processing; regulation of regulatory ncRNA processing
Cellular component (GO): nucleus; cytoplasm; RISC complex
Molecular function (GO): siRNA binding; double-stranded RNA binding
Source: RefSeq, a predicted model, not a curated record